GGCCCGCUCUCGCGAGAGGUGCGGUAGGGCCGCCAUUUCAUCGGCGGACGGAGAAAGUUGGUUGCCAGAAGGUGUUGGAAAAUAUUAAAUGUCUAAUUUUAAUACUCCAGUUCCUUAAUUGCAAUUAUGAUUCCUGAGAUUUGGGACAGUGAUGGUGGUUCUACUUCUGAUUCAAGUGAUUUACCAAAUAUAGUUUCCUCUGAUGAGGAACUGAAACUAUGGUUUCCUCCAUAUAAAGCACCACAGUUAAGCUAUGAAGUUCUGAUCCCUAAGCGAUGGUGUUACCUGAGGACAUCUGUUUUGAAGAGAUACUGCCACAUUAUAAAGGUCCAGCUCCUGAGCCCUAUUCUUUUUGGUAGGCCUUACACAGACGAACUGUGCAGGAACUGGGCUGUUCAAGCAGAGCUCAUCCAACAUGAGGAUUAUGGUGAACUCCAGGACUUUGACCUCAAAACACUGAAGAUCAUAGAUCUUUUGGAAUCUGCACACAGAGCUCUACUUGUUUAUGCUUUGAAGCGACCACUGCUGAUCCAGUUUGUUCGUGUUGUUAAUGAAAGCCUCGUUCAGUGUUCCACUUUGGAAGAGGCAAUAAGUGUGGUAAAGCAGCAAAUGAUUUUUCGAGAUGCCUGGGAAAUGACUGUGGGAAAUAAAAAGCAAGUGGCUACGGUCCUCGCACUUACUGGCCUUCAUUAUUUCAAUCUCAUAAAGCAGUAUUCUAUCGAUCAGAAUAAUCUGUUUGAGCACUUUGAAGAUCAGUGUUUUCAGGAAGAGCAGCAAGCAAAAAUAUUUCAUGAACUUUGGGAAGCAGAUUUGAAAAAGCAACAUUAUGAACCAGCGGUGAAGUCAUUGAAUGAAGCGAUAAAAGUUUGUGCAUUCAAUCAUUUGCUGUAUGAGAAAAGAUCUUAUUGCUAUUUGCAAUUAUGUCAAUACAAAAAAGCAUGGAGUGAUGCAAAACGGUGCAUUGUCCUGAAACCUCAUUCCAUAGAGGGCCAUUAUCUAUUUGCUGGAGCACAGUGUGGAAAAGGAUGGUAUGCACGUGCUUUGAAGGCUAAUUCCUUGGCUAUUCAAGCAUGUCAGAGGAAGGCGCUGAAUGUAAAAGGUUUGACAGAACAGCGAGAACUCAUUCAAACUGAACAAUUACUUUCUACAAAAGAGAAACAAAUUGGGAAAUGGAAGAGCGACAACACCAGUUUGAAAGAAAGCUCUGAUUCUGAGAGUUCUGCAGUUGAAGAGGAUGACGAAGAGGGAGAUGAUGAAUCUAGCGAAGAUGAAGUGAUCCCUUCAGUAGAAGUUGUGGAUGUUUGGUUGGAAAAGACUAACGAUAAUGUACAGGCUGAGCAGGAGCAAAAUGACCAAUCUCUGCAUUUUGAUAUUCCUUUCUUAUCAAUGAACUUCAAAGCUAGUAGCUCUGACUCUGAAAAUGAUAGUUUUGACAGAUUGAACCAGGGUCAUGGGUCAAAGAUGUUAUCUGGAGGAGGUACUUCUGAUUCAGAGUCAGACUCCAGUUUGAAAGAAGAACAAAGAGAUUUUGCAGUUCCACAUAAUUCCGUGGAAUCUGACAACCAGGAAAAAGGUUUACCUGCAGCUGAAACAAAAACUCCACCUUUCCCAUGUACAGACUCUGGAAAAAAUGCUUCUGCUCCCUCUACAGAUACUGGAACAACCUCAUCAUCAUCUCCCACUGAUCCUGGAAAGAACAUGAACUCCCUCUCUGUAUCUUCUGGAGCACAUCAAUCACUUUUUGAAAGUGGUCUAAUGCUCAAGGAAAUAGAACAAGUAAGCAGUGAGAGCAAGCAGCAUAUAUCUUAUAACACCACAGAACAGCGGGAAAAACACGAAUUAGAAAUGACUUCAAAGGUAGAAGAAAGUUUGCUGAAAUGCAAAUUGAAAGAAGCUUCUGAGGCACUGAUGGCGUCUAAUUUUAGAAAUGCUCAGGAAAACUAUUUGCAUGCCCUUAACUUAAUAAAAGAGAAGAAAGUAUACAACUUGACUACUAUGGAGUACAUACUUAUUGAGUAUGCCUGCGGAUUGGCCUUUUUAGGAAAUAAUCUAAUUCAGGAUGUUUUAGAAGCUGAACGGCACUUUAAGAAAAUUAUUGACGAGUUCAGGGAUGACGAUUCCAGUCACUUCGGCUGCCUUUCAUAUUAUGGUCUAAGCCGGGUCCACCUCAAAUGGAACAGAUAUAAAGAAGCAAGAUCAUCUAUAGAGAAGUCUUUGAAGCUGGUCGAGAAUAAUUUAGUCCCAGGGCUUCAGACUUGGCCGGGCACAGAUACAGCAAUUGAAGAAACCAGGGAUGGUGUACUGAAACACCUGUUGAACUCACUUCUUAAAGAGUGUUUGUGUCCACCAAGGCCUGAUGCUGUCUGCCAUUAUCGAUUCUGUUGUACGCAUAACAGCAAACGUGACAUUUAUAGGUCUGAUCCUGACUUCAAGGGGUUUGUCCGAGUUCACUGCAGCUAUGAUUGCCAUAUUGAAUACCAUUUAUACUGCUGGAAACGUUGCAAAAUUAAAGAGUUCCAAGAUAAAAUAGAAAAAGAUAUUCUGGGUUUAGACUGCCUCACACCUGACUGCAUGGGAUAUAUCCUGAAGUUUGACAUUUUUCAGGACUCACGGCAAAAGACAAUUGAAAGUUCCAAAUCAAAAGAGAGUAAAAGUAGCAGGAACACAGCAACCAAGCAGUCUGGUAACAUUUUUAGCUUGAAGAAGAUUGCCAGAAAAAAAGAAAAAAAGCACCAAAAUCCAGUAAAGGUGUCAUCAAACAUCCACCAGGACCAAAUUGAUACCCCAAACAAAAAGUCUGAUCAGAGUGAACUGAAGGAUGAAACAUUUGGAGCCAGAAGGAAGGAAGGCAGAAACAAGAAAAAUAUAGGACCUUCAAAUGAAUGGAUAAAAAAUGAUAAAAGCGGGUAUUUGGAAGAGGCAACAGUGAAAGUGCAUGAAAGCAGUUACAUGGAUUCUAGAAUGGCAGAUUAUUACCAAUGGUCAGCAAAAGAGGAAAAGAUGGAAAACUUGUUUGCCAACACUUACAUUGAUGAUGAUCUUCAGGAUCAGCAUUCCUCGCUUAAUAACGCAAAGACUUGUGAUGCAGCAACACUCACUGAUCCAAUAAAACCCUUUGAAAGCAAAGAGAAAACCUUUAUGAUUCUAUACCAUGACAAAGCUCAACUUUUGAAGAGCUAUGAGAAGUCUCAAAAUUUGUAUGAUCAACUUUGUUCUGCUACUCAGGAUGAAAUCAAAACCUUCAAGGAAAAACAUGAACAGCUUUUGUUCAUUGAGAAGAAACUGAGGGAUGAGCUCACAACAGUAAAGGCACAGCUAGGGUCUGUAAAAGAGAAACUGCAUGAUAAGAGAGAAUAUCAAUCGCAAGAACUCGGUACCUUACAAGAAGAACUUAAAUCAGUGAAGAAUAAUUUAGAAAGGAACAAGAAAACUAUACAUGAAAUCGAUGGAGAAGUUAAGAAAAUAAAAGGAAGGAGAGAAAAACAGACCAGUGACAAGAAGAAAUUGCAGAAAAUGUGUGGCACCACAAAAGGAAAUUGCAAAGAGUCAGCAACCAGACUCCUGUCUGUCCAGUCUCAAAUUCAGGAAUGGAAGAAAUACACAAAGUUGUAUUUUCUCAAUCGCCUGCAUCAGGAGGCUGUUGAGAAUGUGAAGUUUUACACUGCACAGAAAGCUCGGAACGCAAAUUCGCCAGAAGUCAUCGCUAGCCAGGACAUGUGGGAAAAAAGAAUGAAAGGAAUUCAAGGACAAAUUACUCUGAUCAAUGCUGCCUCUUGGCCCCAGGAGACAGGAGAAUAUACUGAUGCCGUACCUUACACUGAUUCCUCUAAAUUGAUGCCAUCACAGUUCAGAGCUGUAAACAAUUUUACAAAUCAUCGGAGACUGUCACCAUCUCCUACAAGGAUUGAAAUGGGUAAGAAUGUUGGAUUAACUGGAACUUCUACCUCUGCUGAGGCUGUAUGGUUUUCACAAGGAUCCAGAACUCGUGGCAUUGAUGCAGAAACGUUACCGAGGACAGGAAAAGAUGCCUACAUACCAUCUGCUUGGCCACCCAAUUACUCAAACCCUCCAGCAAUGCAACCUAUUCCAUCCACUGAUCGCAGCCGGUCUGACCUUGAACUAGAAUUUACGAUGUUUACUGACCAAAAUAAGUCAUUUCCUGAUGGGUCUCUUCAGCUUGCUGCCGGCGGUUUGGAAAUGUCGACUCCUUCAACUGAAGCAAAACCAGUAAAAAUCCCAGAUAUUUCCCUUUCUGGGCUACGGACAUCAUGUGUUCCUGGAAAUUUACAAAACAACUUAUUUGAGCAUUAUGGUGCCCAAAUGAAAUCCUUUAACAACCACUUCAAUCAUUUGCCAUCUGCACAGCCAAUUAUACACUCUAAUAACGACUUCCAGGCUUUACAGACUCAAAGGCCAUUUGGUUUAGCCAGUGGUAACAGUUCACAAACCGAUGAGCCACGUUCAUCCUAUCACACUGUAAUGGAACAACUUUUCUUCAAGUUUCCUACAAUAAGCAAAGCGAGAUUGCACUCGUUCAUUAAUAAGGUGAAGGAGGAAAAUGGUGGCACUCUCUCAAAUCUGUCUGUUGACGAGCUGGUGAGACAAGUCUCUUAUUGUGUUCACCAGGGCACCCAUCCAGAAAUGACAUAUGCGUCUCCAACAGAUCCUUUAUCGUUUGCACCUAUAAGUUACGAAAAUCUUUUCUUCCCCAGUCAUCACACUCUGCAUUCUGAUCAGUCGCGAACAUUACCAGACAGGUUCAGUGGCCUUGUGCCAGUGAAUGCAGAUGCUUCGGCAUUUGAGUCAUUACCUCUUGGUGAUUUAUUGGAAUUGGAAGGCUUUUUCGAUCAAUUGUAGAACUGUAGGAUCAAAUUCACAAUUUAGGUGUGACUUUUGUACAUUUAUGUGAAUGUAGUUGGCUAGCAAGUGAUGUUACUUUCUUAAAAUUAUCAAUGUGGCUAAGCACAAACUCCAGAGCUUUUCCCAGGUCUGGUUUUUUUCACCAGUACACAUUAUUAAUUAAGUAUUGAUUUGCUGUCAAGCAUAGUACUGAUUUUCUUUGAAUUGUAAUUGAAUUGUUCCUCUCUGUAAAUCCUGUUAUGUGACUGUCCAUGCAGAAGUAGCAUCAUUGGCUCCACCAAAUCCUGAUUCACCCAUAAACCCUUUGGGGAUGUUCUUGCAGUGAAAUCCAUUCAUCAGUGUUUUGAGAUGCUAAUGAACCCAGAACUUCCCCCGCUAAGACAACUAUGUGAGAUAAUGGUCAAAGCAUCAUACAAACUGGUCUUCUCUUGAGAAUGUGAAAGAACCAUUUCACAGACUUGUAGCAAAAGACAAAAUUAAGAUGGUGAUUGGUUGGUGAGUUACGGGGUGAGUGUGGAAUAUUCAAAUUGUCACAAUUGUGAUCUUUGUAUCAUUUUUGAUGGUUUAGGGCAAAUUUUAGCAACUUGCCAGAACUGCAAAAUAUAAUUUCAUCUUGUAUGUUCUUCUGGCUAACUCUCAGCACGUCACUCUGGCACUCACUCAGAGGAACUUAUAAACAUUGUCUGCAGCUCCGUGCAGCUUCCCUUCACUUUAAAUAUGUACGGUUCUCUUCAGCUCUGAAUAACUGUGACCAUAAUUUAUUUCACCAAUCACUUGGAGGAUUCUGUUCCCUUUCUAUAGGGGACUUGUCCUGCCUGUGGCUUUUUGCAAGUUGCUUUUAGUCCAAAAAUCACACCUGUAACAAUUUGAUGCGACACCCGCCCCCCCCCCCCCCGCCCCCAUUUGUACCAUCUUUAUCUCUUUUUGCUGCAAAUCCAUGAAAUGGUUCCUUCUUGUUCCCACCAUCCUCUCAAGGGAAGGUCAUCUUGUUUGAUAUUUUAUGAUAGUUUUAAGAGGGGAAGUAAUGGGCUCACUAGCAUUUUGAAACGCAGGUGAAUUGAGUUCACUGCAACUGUUUGAGCAAGAACAUCUCCCAAGGCUUUGGGGGUGAAUGAGGAUUUGGUGGAACUGAAGGAUGCUACUUCCCCAUGGACAGCCAGACAACAGGGGUUCAUUUUCUUCAGCUCAGCAUGUGCAAAUACUCAGCAGAUCAAGCAGUAUCUGUGGGGACAGAAGCAGAGUUAAUGUUUCAGGUUGAAGACCUUUCAUCAGAAUUCAAUGACAGUUUUGGUGAUCUGAUGGAAAGUCUUAACUUUAUUUUGGGCAAGUCUUGUUUUUAGACAAUGUAUAUGAUUCCAAGUAGUUAUUUCCAAGUCUGACUUUUUACAAACUGCUUUAAUUCUUUAAAUUAUCCAGCAUUCUGACAUCAGAAUCACUUAAGUGCAAUAUUGACUCAAAGGCUGAAGAUUUGUCCUUCAAGUAAAAUCCCAUAACUUCAAGGUAUCCAGUACAUAAAAUCAGAGACGGGAUUUCCUUUCCUCACAUCCCCUCUAUGGUAAGCUGCAAGCUCUCCUGUGCAUUCACCAUCCUGUGAGAAUUCAGGCAAAUGUUGCAAAUACAAUCUACUAAACAUUUACAGUCCCUCUGACACAGAAACUGGGUUGUGCCUUAACAGUAUCAAAGGCCUUGGAUUGAGAGGAACAACAGCCAGAUUGCUCCUUUGUUUCCUUGCACCCUUAAUAAUUAUGCUCUGCAGAAUUAGAAUAUUCUCACUACAACCCAGCUUCAUGGCAAUAAUACUCAUUUGUUUCGCAUUCCAUGCAAUAGCCAUUGGCACUACUUUGUCUGUUAUUUAUGUUAAGACUCAUAGUAAUAUUGACCCAUUUGUGAUUGGAACUCAUUUCUUGGCACUACAUCAUUUAGCUGGAUUGCUAAUCUUUGAGACGAGCACUUUUCUUUCUUUUUAACACUCAUGGGGAUCUUCCCACAAUUUAGCAGGUUAGGUAAAAGCAGCCAAUAUUUAGGGAUCCAAUUUCUUGAUUCCAUGUGAUUUUAAUUUAUCUGGGACACUAUCUUUUUAAAAACCUUCCAAAGUUGCUUUUAUUUCACCAUCAAUUAGGUGUUGGGAGACAGGGAUUAAAUUUGUCAAUUAAUGGAGCAACAAACUAUCUGCUGGAGGAACUCAACGGGUUGAGCAGCGUCUGUUGGGGGGGGAGGAAUUGUCAACAUUUCGGGUCAAAUGACAGUAAGUUAUGAAAUGGUCAGUGGGCAAUCAGACUCGAGGCCCCUGUCCACCCCUCCUUCCUUGCUUGCACUUUUCUGAUCUUGUAAUCCUUCCUUCUUUUGGACACUAUUCUUAGAAUACAUUAAAAUUGGGUCUAAAUACUCUGCUUUCUAGUUUCUGGAUUACUUGUUAAUUUUCAUAUAUCACUGAUCCCUUCAUUGUCACUAUUAGUAAUUAAAUAUCAUUGUAGAUACUUAUUUGGUAUAAAGUCUUCCUAUUGGUAUUUUCCUGGGCGGCUAAAUUGUUUGCUUGGUUAAUCAAUGGAAGUAAUUGGAUUGGAGAAGUCAUUCUUUUAUCCCAAUCUAUUUUGGAUAUAUUGCAUGUGUUUUGAUUACAGUAGCAUUAUCUGAUGAGCUCUUAAAGAUUCUACAAGAACCUCCAGGAGAACAAUAAAUGAUAUCAGGAUUAUCACCUAGUUCAUUACCACUUGUAUCGCUUUGAGUCCCACACUGCUCGAAGUCCUGAUGCAGGGUUUCGACCUGAAGCAUCAACCUAUUCCUUUUGCCUCCAUGGAUGCUGCUCAACUCGCUGCGUUUUUCCUUCCAGAUUCCAGCAUCUGCACUUCCUCUUGUCUUCAAGCAUUGCUAAUAGCACCGGCCUCCGGGGAGUUGGUAUUGGUUAAUUCCUUCUUAAACAUCAGGCGGCCGAUCAAACGUGGCAUUAUCCCACUUGGAAUUCCUUUUCUCAUUAUUUUGGCAGCUGAUAUGUGAAAGAAGUCUGACUAUCAUGAAAUACUGUUGAUUUCUGACUCCCAAGAUAACACAUUCCUGCACUGCACAGUUGAUUGUUAGAAACCCGAAAGACACACCCAGCAUAUACAGUGACAUUAAACAUCUAUGUUAGAAAAAAACCACAGACUCAGCCCAUCAGGUAUUUAUUUUACUGUUGUGUUCAAGGUGUGUGUGUGAUCUUACCAGGACUUUACAACAUUCAUUAAUGAUGAAAUGACUGCUUGUAUACAUUGGUUUGAAAAUGCUACAGAUCUGAAAUAAAAACAAAAUGUAAGCAAAAA
This is a messenger RNA of Pristis pectinata (smalltooth sawfish), 8156 nucleotides long. RefSeq lists its product as uncharacterized. The record is from RefSeq and is a predicted model, not a curated record. Bases 127 to 4857 code for a protein of 1576 amino acids. Gene Ontology annotation, molecular function: protein binding. The transcript has 39 exons. NCBI's taxonomy places the organism in Eukaryota, Metazoa, Chordata, Chondrichthyes, Rhinopristiformes, Pristidae.